AUGGGCAACGUGGUGACCGUGAGAGACGUGAGAGAGGUGGACGGCGAGGGAGACGUGCGGGGCGUGUGGAGCGUGGGGGACGCGAGCGGGGUGGACGGCGAGAGGGACAGGGGGGGCGCGGGAGACGGGGAGAGCGUGAGGGACGUGCAGGGGGUGCGAUACGUGAGGGGUGCGAGCGAAGGGGAGAGCGCGAGAGACGGGGAGGGCGCGGGACACGGGGAGGGCAAAGUGGUGAGCGUGAGAGACGUGGAACGCGUGAGGGAGAGGUUGGAGAGCGUGAGACGCGGCUUGAGCCUCAGAGACGGCUUGAACCUCAGAGACGCAGAGAGUGUGAAGCACGGCUUGAACCUCAGAGAUGCGGAGAACGUGAGGUACGGCUUGAGCCUCAGAAACGGGAUCGACUCCAGAGACGCAGAGAGCUUGAGGCACGGCUUGAACCUCAGAGAUGCGGAGAGCUUGAGGCACGGCUUGAACCUCAGAGAUGCGGAGAGCUUGAGGCACAGCUUGAGCCUCAGAGAUGCGGAGAGCGUGAGACGCGGCUUGAGCCUCAGAGACGGGAUCGACUCCAGAGACGCGGAGGGCGCGAGGCGCGAGUCGAUGGUUAAAAGCGCGGAGCGCGCGAGGCGCGGCUCGAACGUGCGAGACGCAAUCAACUUCAGGCGCGCGAGCAGCGCGAGACGCGCCUCCCAAGUGCGAGACGGGGCGAACAACUUAAGAGACGUGUUCAGCGUGAGAGACUUGAAGAGCGCGAGACGCGGCUCGAACGUGCGAGACGGGGUGAACAACGCAAGACACGGGGUGGACUUUAAAGAAGGGGUGGACGUUCGAGGCGGGGUGAACAACGGGGAGCUCGAUCGGCUCGAGCGAGUGAGCGACCUCCAGGCCGUGCUGAGCCUCCUGCUGCGCAUGGUCGUGUACGCGGUCUCUGUGCUGCUGCUCAGCAAGGAUGACGCGGCGAUAGGGGAGCCGCGGGGGGGCGGCUGUGGACCGGGGGAGGAGGGGGAGGGGGGCGAGGGGUCCCCCCCUUUAUCAACCUCCUCUUCCGCAUCAUCAUGGGUGAAAGGAGUGGAGAACGGGGGCGGCUCCUCCAUCGCGGAGGGGGCUGGCCCCUCCCCGCUGCAGGGACCCUCGGCGCGGCCCCCCGGCCCCAACGGGGGGCCGCUGCCGCAGGGCCCCGCGGCGGGGGCCGCCCCCCGCCAGGGCCCCGCGGCGGCCCCCGCGGCGGAGGGAGAAUCCCUCCAGUUCGAAGAGAUCAGCGCCGCCGCCUUCAUGAUCCAGAACGCGGUGCAGCGGACUCCGUGCAUGUACUCGCGCCUCUCCAAGUACUACGGAUCGGAGAUCUUCGUGAAGAAGGAGUUCCUCCAUGUCACUGGCAGCGCCAAGGAGCGUGGGGUGCGCUACUGCCUGCAGAUGAUGAGCAAGGAUCAGCGCGCGCGCGGGGUGGUCGCCGUGGGCGCGUGCAGCUCGGCGCACGCGCUCGCCGUGUCGCACCACGCGGCCGAGAUGCGCGUGCCCGCGCGCGUGCUCGUGGCGGCGCGCGCCCCCGAGGCGCUGCUGCGCGCGUGCCGGGACCUGGGCGCGAACGCGGCGAGGGUGCCGGUGGUGGGGGGCAGCAGCAGCAGCAGCGGCGGCGGCGGGGAGGGGGUGCGGGGGGCGAGGGCGCACGCACUGCAGGUGGCGCGCGAAGAAGGGAGCGCGCUGCUGGAGGAUGACGACCACCCCAACAUGAUCGCGGGGAUGGGGACCCUGGGGCUGGAGGUGAUGGAGCAGGUCCCGGGGGUCGAGGCGGUCGUCAUCCCGGCCGGGGGCAGGGGCAGCCUCCUGGCGGGGGCAGCAGCCGCCAUCAAGCACCUGGACCCGCACGUCGCCGUCGUCGGUGUUGAGCUGGCCAGCUGUCCCAGCUGGCAGCGCGCACUCACCAUGGGCCAGCCGACACCGAGCUGCAGUGGCGACGAGAACCGACUGUGCGAGGACCUCAGCUCACAGUCCGUGGGACCGAACGCCUUCGCGACGGGGCGUCACGUGAUCGACAAGGUGGUGUCGAUCACGGAGCAGGACCUGCUGCUCGCCAUGCUCAAGGUGCUGGAGUUCGAGGGCGCCGCCGUGAACGCGGACGGCGCCGCCGCGCUCGCUGCCAUCGUCUCGGGGAAGCUGCCCGAGCUGCGUGGCAAGCGCGUGGUGGUCGUCCUGGCGAGCGGCAGCACCGACGUCUCCCACUUCAAGCGCUGCGUGGACCGCGCGCUGGUGCUGGACGGGCGACUCUGCAAGUUCUCGGUGCGCGUGAGCGACUCUCCCGCGGAGCCGGGCAGACUGCUGGAGCUGCUGGGCAGGGAGGAGGCGAGGUUGGUGGACAUCAGUCUCGACCGCACCUUCCUCGCCACCGACUCGUUCAGCGUGCAGGUGACCUGCGUGGUGGAGACGCGGGACCACGUGCACGCGGCGCAGCUCAAGGGGGUCCUGGCGGAGAAGUACGCGGCACUCACCUGGCACGACAAAUAGGCUCGCAGCUGCGCAAGGCGGGGAGACUCGGACCCCCGUGACCCCCGUGAGCCGAGGCGAGGCGCUCUGGGUCCACCUGCACCGGAGCGGCCCGCGCUGUGGGCCCUGUAGCGCGCUGCGCCAGCAGCAGCAGCACCGGCAGCAGCAGGCACAGACCCCCCCCCCCAUGGUGGCUCUGUAGACUCGUGGGGGAAGUUUGCGAGCGCCUGUUAAGGCUCGGUGGUGUGGCCGAAAUUACGCCCCCCGCCCGCCCACCAUUAUCACCAUUAUCACCAUGACCAUUACCAAAGACAAAGAUCCCCUGUGUAGCCUUACCAGACUGUAGGGGCAAGUGCUGUUAGUGAGCACCUAUGAACACCGGCACGGCACACGAGGGUCUGGGUAACCAGCACCACGCCCGGCCGCCUUUGUCUCCCUCGUGGCGAUGUUUACACACCGCACCAGGUACUCAUUUGAGGCUCAGCCGACCAAGGGGAUGCCCAGGACCGGUUCAGAAUCGCCACUGAUGUUGACCGUGAGCGGGAAUUGAACUCGGGUCGCACAAGCGCAGUAAACCUCGACUCGGUAAACCUCGACUCGGUAAACCUCGACUCGGCACAUGCAUCAAUGGACCUACUUCAUAGCAGAUACAUCGCGAGCCCAAACCAUCAAACGAGCCCAACCCCUCGUGCUGUCAUCUUUGUGAAGAGCCAUUGCCCGAAACGUCGCUUCUUAUGUAUUUUCCUUGUCUUCAGGCCACAGAGAUGUUGACGUGUCCAGUUGUUUCUGCUGCGAGUGCUGAUUGUGUUGUCGCCGCUGCUGCUGCUGCUGCUAUUGGUGACAUCUCUCAUGUUACUACAGCCGCUACGACUACAGCUGCUGCUACUAAUCCCGCUCCUGCUGCUGCUAUUAUC
This is a messenger RNA of Lethenteron reissneri (Far Eastern brook lamprey), 3392 nucleotides long. RefSeq lists its product as uncharacterized. Lineage: Eukaryota; Metazoa; Chordata; Hyperoartia; Petromyzontiformes; Petromyzontidae. Gene Ontology annotation, molecular function: threonine deaminase activity; L-serine ammonia-lyase activity. Gene Ontology annotation, biological process: L-serine catabolic process; L-threonine catabolic process. The record is from RefSeq and is a predicted model, not a curated record.